UGUUGGUUGACGUCUUGUUGGGUCGAGCUGUCAUCUUUGCUAGACGCCGCAUUACCCACUGUUUUGUUUUGUCAUGACAGGAGCGUGCAGUCCUCCUACAGAACAGGGCUGGUAAAGACAUCACUUCUUCAGGUGUCCACCUUUGGGGAGGAACAGAGGACAGAAAUCUGCGCGUGUCACAUUAAAGUGAGAUGAAAUGACAACGUCAACAUUACAGAAAGCCAUUGAUCUUGUCACUAAAGCCACAGAGGAGGACAAGGCGAAGAAUUAUGAGGAGGCUCUGCGCCUGUACCAGCAUGCUGUGGAAUAUUUCCUACAUGCCAUAAAAUAUGAGGCCCACAGCGACAAGGCGAAGGAGAGUAUACGAGCAAAAUGUAUGCAGUACCUGGACAGAGCAGAGAAACUGAAGGACUAUCUGAAGAAUAAAGACAAACAGGGCAAGAAGCCUGUCAAAGAAGCACAGAGCAAUGACAAGAGUGACAGUGACAGUGAGGGUGAAAACCCUGAGAAGAAAAAACUGCAGGAGCAGCUUAUGGGUGCUAUUGUAAUGGAGAAACCCAAUGUGAGGUGGAAUGACGUUGCUGGGCUGGAAGGAGCUAAGGAAGCUUUGAAGGAAGCAGUCAUCCUACCCAUCAAAUUUCCUCACCUUUUCACAGGCAAACGGACCCCAUGGAGAGGCAUCCUGCUCUUCGGUCCUCCGGGAACAGGGAAGUCAUACCUGGCCAAGGCGGUGGCCACCGAGGCCAACAACUCCACCUUCUUCUCUGUCUCCUCCUCAGACCUCAUGUCGAAGUGGCUGGGAGAGAGUGAGAAGCUGGUGAAAAACCUGUUUGAUCUAGCUCGCCAGCACAAACCUUCAAUCAUCUUCAUCGACGAGGUGGACUCUCUGUGCGGCUCGAGGAACGAGAAUGAAAGCGAGGCUGCCCGCCGCAUCAAGACAGAGUUUCUGGUCCAGAUGCAGGGUGUCGGAAACAACAACGAUGGCAUUCUGGUGCUCGGAGCCACCAACAUCCCCUGGGUGCUGGAUGCCGCCAUCCGCAGAAGAUUUGAGAAGCGUAUCUACAUCCCUCUGCCAGAGGAGCCGGCUCGGGCUCAAAUGUUUCGCCUCCAUCUGGGCAACACGCCGCACAGCCUGAGCGAGGCCGACCUGCGGCAGCUCGCCCGCAAAACAGAAGGCUACUCCGGUGCCGACAUCAGCAUCAUCGUCCGGGAUGCUCUCAUGCAGCCCGUUAGGAAGGUCCAGUCUGCCACACAUUUCAAAAAGGUUCGCGGUCCAUCCCGAAGCAACAACCAGGUGAUGGUGGACGACCUCUUGACGCCAUGUUCCCCUGGCGAUCCUGGGGCCAUAGAGAUGACCUGGAUGGAUGUGCCUAGUGAUAAGCUACUGGAGCCCAUAGUCUGCAUGUCGGACAUGCUGCGCUCUCUGUCCACCACCCGCCCCACAGUUAACACCGAAGACCUUCUCAAAGUCAAGAAGUUCACAGAAGACUUUGGGAUGGAGGGCUGAGAGACAGAGCCCCGCGUCUCCUGCUCCACCCCCAAGUCCAGCAGAAGGGUCAGACUGCUCCCAGUACCAACACUCCACCCCUCUCCUCUGCACCAUCCUGUAGGCUUUCAUCUUCAGCUGAGCACUUGGUUCACUGCCUCUCCUGGAUUUAUAACAUGGCGCCAGUCUGCAUCUUCGUGUCUCGUCCAGGCCCGGAUGUUUGAAUCCCUGGAGGACAUUGACCAAAUGCAGAAGUAGAAAAUCUCAGUGUGAUUUGGUAGCUGGACUGUAGACUUCCCCACUCCCUGUCGCCUCUGCGUUUUUCCCCGCCCUUUACAGACUGUGCUCCGUUACAGCAUAUUCACUACAAGAACUGUUCAUCUGCGCUGCAUUUGAUGUGAGGAAACGUAUAAAGUUUGUCCCACUGUGAGCCUGUCUCGUCUCCGACCGAAGGGCCAUACAUUCUGCUGCCGUCGUGCAACUCCCUUUGGUAUCGCCAUGAAGGACAGUGAAGAAGAAGCGAAAAGAAGACGUCAGUUGUUCUGCCAGGCAUGCGGAAGUGUGAAUGCAUUUAAGUGUUUUUAUUAAACUUGUUUCUGUUUAA
This is a messenger RNA of Pelmatolapia mariae (spotted tilapia), 2090 nucleotides long. It is a transcript of the gene vps4a, whose product is annotated as vacuolar protein sorting 4 homolog A. The coding region runs from base 197 to 1507 and encodes 436 amino acids. Gene Ontology annotation, biological process: endosomal transport; vacuole organization. NCBI's taxonomy places the organism in Eukaryota, Metazoa, Chordata, Actinopteri, Cichliformes, Cichlidae. Gene Ontology annotation, molecular function: ATP binding; ATP hydrolysis activity. The transcript has 11 exons. The record is from RefSeq and is a predicted model, not a curated record.